GUAGGGGCGCGAGAGCGCUUUAUUUUGGCUGAGAGGGCGGCUACUAGAUUUGGGUUAAAAGCCUCGAAGGAAGAGGGGAAGGAAAGCUUGGGGGCGGUUGAGGGGAACCGGGCUGAGAAUGAGAUGAAGAGGAUUAAGGGGAGAAAGGGUUAGAAGCCAGGGAGAGGAGUGAAGCCAGCCAAGGAGGUAGGAAAGAGGCAAAAAUCAGGUUGGGCGUUAAGGGAAGCCGGGCAGGGAAUGAGGUUAGGAAAACCAGGGUUUGGAAGAGGGAUCCUGGGGUUAGGUGUGAAGAGCUGGGGUUUGAAGGGAAAGCUUUGUAGGGGAUGGUGUUGGGGUAAGGGGUACUGGGUAAGAGUUGGAAGUGGAAGACGAGGAGAGGCAGAGCUGGGGUAAUAGUUGGGAGGAGAGAGGAGUGAUUAAGAGCCAGACGUGACAAGGGUGUGAACUAGUGCAGAGCGAGAUGAGCUGAAGGACUAGAACCAGCGAUGUGGUGGGAACUGCUUUUGAGGUUCUGAGAAGGGUAUGGGUUAGGUGGGCAGUGGGUGUGAAUUCCUGCAAAGUGAGGAAGAGCGAAUGAGAACCUGGACUAGAACCAGGGAUAGUCAGGAAUAAGAGUAUGGUGGAAGGGCAAAGGGAAACAAAUGAGAGAUGGGUGUUUAUGGGACAACUCCGGGACCAAAAAAGCUGAAAGGUGACUAGAGUAAGGGUGUAAGAAGUGUUUGUGUCUGGGGCAAGGGUAACUAGGGGAUUAUGUUAAUUGAAGAGGUUCAACAAGAUCCGAGGUGAAAACGGUUGAGGUAAAGAGACAGAGCUACAAGCAAAUGGGGAGGAACAAGGAAGAGAUGGUCCCCAGGAUUUAGAAUGAGAUGGGGCAUAAGGGAAGAAGAGGAGGCUAGGGGAAACUGGGAGAGUCCUGAUCAAUGUAGAGCUGGGAUAGAUGCACAGGGGAAUCAAAUGUGCAUAUCGUGGGGAGAUGCUCCAGAAGGUUUGCAAGGAUCAGGGCACAGGUGCCAUAGUGAAGGAUCAAGUGUAGGGAGCUUUUCGUGCAGAAGAAGAGGAACUAUGAUUCUUUGGAUGGGAAGAGACCUUGAAAGGACCUCUAGUUUAUCCUGCAACUUCAGUCAAUAUCCCACUUAAAUCAUUCCAGUUAAUAGAGAAGAGGAAACCUAACCAGUGACUGUGGAAUAAUAUGGAAGAAGAUGGAAAAAACCUAUUUAAUGGGUUAAGAAAGUGGCGACUUCUAUAAGACAUGGAUAGAUGCAAACAUGUAGGGCGGUUACGGCUCGCCCAGGACCACUCCAUCCUGAACCCUCAGAAGUGGUGCUGCAUGGAGUGCACCACCACCGAGUCUGUGUGGGCUUGUCUCAAGUGCUCCCACGUGGCUUGCGGCCGCUACAUUGAGGACCACGCACUGAAACACUUUGAAGCGACUGGACACCCGCUAGCCAUGGAAGUCCGGGAUCUCUAUGUGUUCUGUUACCUGUGCAAGGAUUACGUGCUCAAUGAUAACCCCGAGGGGGACCUGAAGCUGCUGAGAAGCUCCCUCCUGGCAGUCCGUGGCAAGAAGGAGGACCAGCUAAUGAGACAUGGGCGGACGCUAAGGUCCAUGGCUUCGGGUGAGGACGUGGUCCCGCAGCAGCGUGCUCCUCAGGGACAGCCGCAGAUGCUCACUGCGCUGUGGUACCGCCGCCAGCGCCUGCUGGCCAAGACACUGCGGCUGUGGUUCGAGAAGAGCUCCCGGGGCCGAGCCAAGCUGCAGCAACAGCGGCAGGAGGAGGCACUGGAGCGCAAGAAGGAAGCCGCGCGGGAGCGGCGGCGCGAGGUGAAACGGCGGCUGCUGGAGGAGCUGGCCAGCGCCCCUCCGCGCAAAAGCGCGCGGCUGCUCCCGCACACGCCCCGGGACGCGGGCCUGGCCGCCGAGCGCCCUACCACCCUGCCUACCUCACGCAGAGCGCCCCCGGCCGCACUCAAGCCCCGCCGCCAGCCGGCCGUGGCCCCGGGCGUCACUGGCCUGCGCAAUCUGGGCAACACCUGCUACAUGAACUCCAUCCUCCAGGUGCUCAGCCACCUCCAAAAGUUCCGAGAAUGUUUCCUGAACCUUGACCCUUCCCAAACGGAAUAUUUGUUUCCCAAAGCCGCCAAUGGGAAGCCUCAGCUUUCUGGCAGGCUGGCCAGUUCCUCGGCCACGGAGCUGAACUCGAGGAGCGACAGGGCCGAGGCAUGCGAGCGGGAGGGCCUUUGCAGGAACGGUGGGGCCUCUGUUACACGGAGUCUAGAGCUCAUCCAGAAUAAGGAGCCGAGCUCCAAGCACAUUUCCCUCUGCCGGGAACUCCACACCCUCUUUCGAGUCAUGUGGUCUGGGAAGUGGGCCCUCGUGUCGCCCUUCGCCAUGCUUCACUCCGUCUGGAGCCUGAUCCCUGCCUUCCGUGGCUACGACCAACAGGAUGCGCAGGAAUUUCUCUGCGAACUACUGCACAAAGUGCAGCAGGAACUUGAAUCAGAGGGCACCACGCGCCGCAUCCUCAUCCCCUUCUCCCAGAGAAAGCUCACCAAACAGGUUUUAAAGGUGGUAAAUACCAUUUUUCAUGGGCAGCUGCUUAGUCAGGUCACAUGUGUAUCAUGCAAUUACAAAUCCAAUACCAUUGAGCCCUUUUGGGAUCUGUCCCUGGAAUUCCCGGAACGCUAUCACUGCAUAGAAAAGGGGUUUGUCCCUUUGAAUCAGACCGAGUGCCUGCUCACUGAGAUGCUGGCCAAGUUCACAGAGACAGAAGCUCUAGAAGGGAGAAUCUACGCUUGUGACCAGUGUAACAGCAAACGACGAAAAUCCAAUCCAAAACCCCUUGUUCUGACUGAAGCUAGAAAACAGUUAAUAAUCUACAGACUACCUCAGGUCCUCCGGCUGCACCUUAAAAGAUUCAGGUGGUCUGGCCGUAAUCAUCGAGAGAAGAUUGGGGUCCAUGUCGUCUUUGACCAGGUAUUAAGCAUGGAACCUUACUGCUGCAGGGACAUGCUCUCCUCUCUUGACAAAGAGACCUUUGCCUAUGAUCUCUCCGCAGUGGUCAUGCAUCACGGGAAAGGGUUUGGCUCAGGACACUACACAGCCUAUUGCUACAACACAGAGGGAGGUUUUUGGGUCCACUGCAAUGACUCAAAGCUGAAUGUAUGCAGUGUCGAGGAAGUGUGCAAAACCCAGGCCUACAUCCUUUUUUACACUCAAAGAACAGUGCAGGGCAAUGCAAGAAUCUCAGAAACCCAACUCCAAGCUCAGGUGCAGUCCAGCAACAACGAUGAAGGCAGACCACAGACAUUCCCCUGAAUGGGAGGCAUGUAUCAAAGACUGGCUUGCUUUUAAACUAUUGGUGUCCAUACAUCUUUCCUCUUGUAGGAAAUAAGGCUUACUGCAGGAACAGAUUACUGGCUUUACCUCACUGGGUCUAGAGUAGAAGGUGCUGAGUAAUUCAUGUACUACUAUAAAUUUUAUAGUUACUUUCUCUUGAACGGAUUUGGAAAUUCCCUCUUUUCAUAAAAACAAAUCAAAAGGAAUAACUUCUGUGAAGAUUCUUUCAUCAGUUGUUUUUGAAUCUAGAGGGAUCUGGGUAAAGGAAAGAGGAUAGAUUGAUCAUAUCCAUGCAGGAGAGCAGCCCUGUUUUCUCUCCAUUUUGUGAUUCUCCUGCUAAUCAGGACCUCCUUAAAGCACCAGAAGAACCCAUCCUAUGUGAGCAGCCCUGGACAGAGCACAUGAGGAAGGGCCCUGGGCUGGCAGCUUGCUGGAUGGUAUUGGUUCCCAGGUGGGAGAUAAAAGUAUAAGGAUUUAUUCCCACAAAGGAAAUAACCCUUAAAGGCUGAAAACAUGCUUGCUUCCUUUUGCAGGGGCUAGCAGUUGAAGAGUAGAGUGAGAUCCAUGGAGCAAAUUGCCCCAUGCAAAAUGGGUGGGUUUUCAUACAUCAUACCCUCCCUGACUGCUGCUGUAAUUUAAUCACUCCACACUUCUGAGACUGGCAUGAAUUCUCCUUCAUUCUAAAAAUGGGGCGGUUCGUACAAGGAAGCCGUAGACUAGAAUAUAUUCUUUGCUGCAUGCAGAGCCUAAGGGCACUCCUGGCUAUCCCAGUUCUUUAGCAGGUUCCUGGUUCAGGUCUAGGGUAUGCACAUAGUUUGGUUUAAAUUGCUCCUUAAUCAGCUGUCUGAAGCUUUCUAGAACUCAGUUGAAGGUGGGCAGGGAUAGCUGGUGGUCCAGGGCUUAUUUGAAUGUACAUCACCUGUUCUCACCUUGGUAUAGCAUGCAGCUUCUUAGCCUACAGCUUCUUUCCUGCUCCUGGAGAAUAGAAUGUCCACGUUCACAUUUGGUAGCUUUUGCUUUUCUAGGGUAUGGGAACUCCUUAGGAAUCUAUCCCCUACAUAUUUGAACAAUUUAUUGUUGAUGGCUGUGGCUUAUUUCCUCCCAGAUCUGUUAAUCUCUACCCUUGCUUUACCCUUCUAUACUGAAUCCAUUACAGAAAAAAAGCAAGAGUGCCCUGUCCUAGGUGGCGCCUGUGGCUCAGUGAGUAGGGCGCUGGCCCCAUAUACUGAGGGUGGCGGGUUCAAACCCAGCCCUGGCCAAACUGCAACAAAAAAAUAACCAGGCGUUGUGGCAGGUGCCUGUAGUCCCAGCUGCUCGGGAGGCUGAGGCAAGAGAAUCGCGUAAGCCCAAGAGCUGGAGGUUGCUGUGAGUCCUGUGACAUCAUGGCACUCUACCGAGGGCGGUAAAGUGAGACUCUGUCUCUACCAAAAAAAAAAAAAAAAAAAAAGGAGUGCCCUGUCCUUUACUCCAGUGCAAGUAAAAUACAUUUUCUUUUUAAAUUGGGUCAGUUUCUAAAUAGAACGAAAUUGCUCACAUAAAAACCCUGUUUCCCCAUCAGACACCAUUGAGUUUCCAUUCUUUUUUUUUUUUUAAGUAGACACUGUCCCUAAGGAUGAGUUGCCCUUCUUAAUCCUUCACUUAGACUCACCUGUGAAAGUGAAUGCAAGCCCUAACUCUUGUUGUUAUGGUUGCUGCAGUGAGCCUCAACCUGUCACUAAUAAUGCUCAUCUUUUGACUGAGUAUAUCAUAUUAAUGUUUGAAUUCAGGUAGAAGUAUAUUUGUCACUUGAAGGGAGUAGAUGUGGAAGGGAGUUUGGGGAGGGGUGGGAAGUGGGGAAAGUGAGGCUAAAGAAUGAGGGUUAUAGCUUUAGCAAUGUUGAUGAGCCACAUUUCCCGAACAGAUCUGUACCAUUUGCUGUUGACCUCUUCUGAGAUGAACUCUCCCAUAGGACCCACCAGGCAGCACUGAGACAUGGAGGAAAUUCAGACAAAAAUGGCUCACCCUGAUAGGGAAGGAGUUGACUAUAAUUUAAAUUAAACUUGCUUUUUCCAACACUGUGAGGUUUCUGUAAUAUUUAGCUUUUAUUUGGAAGCGAUAGCGUAUGGCAUUUUUUAUGCUGUUUAUUUUAUAUUGUCUACUGCAGGCUUUUUUGUAUAAGCUUUGCCUGGGUUCACCCUCUCCUGGACACUGUUUUAAAGUGUCACAGCUGCCCAUGUUGCCAGAGGCUCUGAUGUGAAGCUGUACUCUUGAGAUCCACAUUUAUAAGUCAGCAUGAUUGGUAAUGACUUUUUGUGGUAAUAGAAAAGCCCCAUAACUAAAAAAAAAAACAAGGAGAGUAAAAAGGAAAAGAAACUUAUGAAUUGUGCCUCAUCUUUCAUUGAACCCUAUAUUUAUUAUUCUAAAAAAAGAGAACUUACAAGAUGGGAAAGAGCUCUAGAGAGCAUCCCCUUCACCCCUCAGAUUGUCUGGGGGGGGGAAUACUUGAAUACUUAUUAAUAAAAACUUAAUGGAAAA
Messenger RNA from Nycticebus coucang (slow loris), 5851 nucleotides. It is a transcript of the gene USP49, whose product is annotated as ubiquitin specific peptidase 49. Bases 1250 to 3316 code for a protein of 688 amino acids. Gene Ontology annotation, molecular function: cysteine-type deubiquitinase activity; zinc ion binding. The record is from RefSeq and is a predicted model, not a curated record. The transcript has 8 exons. Gene Ontology annotation, cellular component: cytoplasm. NCBI's taxonomy places the organism in Eukaryota, Metazoa, Chordata, Mammalia, Primates, Lorisidae. Gene Ontology annotation, biological process: protein deubiquitination.